Molecule: messenger RNA, 879 nt
Organism: Candida tropicalis MYA-3404
Lineage: Eukaryota; Fungi; Ascomycota; Pichiomycetes; Serinales; Debaryomycetaceae
Exons: 1
Coding region: 1-879 (292 amino acids)
Source: RefSeq, a predicted model, not a curated record
AUGGAUCUGGUCAAGGCGGUUCUGGAUAUGACAAUACUCAAUCUGGAUAUGGAUCAAAUCAAACUGGCUCAACUCAAUCUGGAUAUGGUAGUGGUCAAACUGGUUCUACUCAAUCUGGUUAUGGAUCUAAUCAAACCAGUUCAAAACAAGCUGGUGGUUAUGGUACUGGACAAACUGGAUCUCAUGAUUCUGGUGCCUAUGGUUCAACUACUUCUGGUUAUGGUCAAAGUAAUCAAGGACAACACAGUGGUACUGGUACUACUGGAUACGAUGACAGAGCAGGAUCUGGUGCCUAUGGUAGCUCCACAACUUCUGGUGGCCGCACUAGUGGUCAUCAUACUGGUGGACUUACUGGUGCUACUACUGCUGGUACAGGUGCUGGCUACGGUAGUGGUACAACUGGUCAACAAGGAUAUUCUGACAAGACUGGAUCUGGUGCUUAUGGUUCAACUACUUCUGGUACUACUGGUUACGGUCAAUCCGAUGAUGGUCAACAUUCUGGAGCCGGUGGUGGUGCACCACCAUCUUCUCGUUCCCAUCAUGAUAGUUCUCACCAUCAUCAUUCUAGUGGUGGUCACCAUGGUGGUUCAUCUACUUCUGGAUAUGGUGAUUCAAACUAUUCCACAGGAACUGGUGCCGGUACUGGUGCUGGUCUUGGUUCCACUGGUGCUGGUCUUACUGGUGGUCAACGUUCUGGAGAAUCAUCAAACCAUCCUGGACUUUCAUCUAAAUUUGAAACUGGUGUUGACCAUUUGGAUGCAAAGAUUGCCAAGUUACCUGAAGAAUUGCAAAAGGAAGCUCAUAAGGAAUUCCAGAGAGGUUAUGAAGAUGCCAAAAAGUCUUUUAAAGCUUAGGCAAUUGAUGAUGAUGAUGAUAUAA